Messenger RNA from Menidia menidia (Atlantic silverside), 3100 nucleotides. Lineage: Eukaryota; Metazoa; Chordata; Actinopteri; Atheriniformes; Atherinopsidae. The record is from the annotation of a GenBank genome assembly.
AUGGAGGAAAAGGAUGCAACAGGAGAAAACUCCUUUGAGUCCUUGGAGGAGUUUCAGGCUGUCCUCAGCCAGCUGGUCGGGGACAAAAGCCUGGACAAGAUCCGGGUCGAGUACGAGAAGCUCAUCCAGGCCCUGAAGAAGUCACGAGAAAAUGAGCAAAGGCUGAUGUCGAAAUGCAGGGAGCUGAAUGCAGAGAUUCUGUCAACGUCGACCAAAGUGUCAGCUGCUCUGAAACUGUCUCAAGAAGACGAGGCAACAAUAGUGUCACUGAAAAGGGAGCUGGACAAAGCUUGGAAAAUGGUCGAUGCCGCCCAUGAGGUAGAGAAGAAGGACAAAGAGAGUAUCAGGAAUUUAAAAGGAGAAGUUUUCAACCUUACAAAAAUAACCGAACAACAAGCUGGCCUUUCCUCAGAGAAGGCACGGAGUGAUCUCCUAAGGAUGACCGAAGAGUUGACGGAUCAGAAGAAUCAGCUGGAGAGAACGGUAGAGGGUCUGAGAGAGAAACUAAGCAAGUCCAUCACAACGCAGCAGGAGAUAGAGGCCCAACGGGAGAGUUCCCUCCAGAGUGUUUCUCAGCUCCAGCAGGAGCUCCAGGUACAGCAGAACGAGAUUUCCAGAGAGAUGAGAUUGAAGGAAAAGCUGGACAAGGAGGUCAAGCAGCUGCACGUGGACAUGGACGCCAAGAUGGCUGACAUCAAAGCCCUGAAUGUUCAGGGCCAGAAGGCCAAAGAGGAGCAGCAGAGACUGGAGCAGCAGCUCAAAGAGCUGAAGAUCCUGCACGAGCGCUCCACCAAGGAUCUGGAGCAGAUGCAGUUGAAGAACACCAAACUACAGCAGGACAACGAGCAGCUCUCAUCAACCAAAGACCGCCUGUCUCUGGAAAACCAGCAGAUAACAAAUGAGCUGAAGAUGAGAGAAGAUGAGGUGGGUCACAUGCGCCAGGAGGUUGCCAAACAAACAAAGAUGAGGGAAGCCAUCCAGAAGAAGUUCCACCAGUUGGAGGAGCAGAAAUCUGAUGUAGAAGUUCAAAGGGAGACCCUCAAAGCUCAAAUCACUGGUCUGGAGAAAGAGCUGGAAUCUUCCCAAAAGCAAGUGGAUGUUGACAAAAAAGCCAAAGACGAGCUGAUUCGAGAGCGGGAUAACUUAAAUAAGAACAUGAUAAAAGCUGUGCAGUCCACCGAGAAACAGCAGGACUUCGUCAAGCUCCUGGAGCAGGACAAGAAGGCCUUAGAGCACGAGAUCAGUGGCUACCGGCAGGAGGCCCAAAAGCAGCGUAAGAUCAUCCAGCAGUUGGAAAAGGAGCGGGACCGCUACAUCAACGAGACCAGCAGCCUCAUGCAGAAGGCACAGUACAGUUUACCCUAUUAUUUAUUAAUAUCUAAUAUUUUAUUACUACUUCAGUCUAAGCCGGGGACACUUUCCUUCCUCCUACAGGUGCAGCAAAAAAUGAACGACGUGGAAGUCAGAGAAAUGGAAAUAUUUGACUGGAAGAAGAAAGUGACGGAGGCGGAGUGUAAGGUCAAACAGCAGGAGAACCUGUUGGAGUCUGUCGUGUCUGAGAGAAACCUCUACAGUAAAAACCUCAUUGAGACUCAGGAGGAAAUUGUGGAGAUGAAGCGAAAGAUGAAGACCAUGAACAACCAGGUGACCCGGCUGAGGGACGAGAUCAGUGGGAAGGAGCAGGCCCUGGCGAAAGAUCAGCAGGACUACAAGCGCCUGGAGAAGGAAAAAGAAGCCUUAAAGGGAGAUCUCCAGUCCAUGAAGCUGCAGCUGGAGGAAACGAAGCAGCGCGUGGAAAGUCAAAAAGCGGAGCAGCUGAAGCUGCAGAAGAUCAUAGCCGACACGGAGGGGGAGCAGAUCCAGCAGAGGAAGCAGCUGGAUCAGGUCAAAAGAGAGCGGGACAGUCUGGGCAAGCAGCUUCUACAUCGCAACGACGAGCGGGCGCUGCUGUACGAGAAGAUCAGGAUCCACCAGUCCAUCCUCAGCAAGGGGGACUUCCACUACAACCAGAGGCUGGAGGACAUCCACCUGCUCAAGCUGGAGAUCAAGAAGCUCCGGCGCAGGAAGAGCAUCCUGGACAAGACUCUGCCCAACACGGAGGAGCUGAGGCAGGAGAUUUUCCACCUGCAGAAACAGCUGCUCAGAGAGAGGACGAGGAGCAGCGUCCUGGAGGAGCAGCUGAGGCCCAUAAACAUCCACAGGUGGAGGCAGCUGGAGGGAAAUGACCCCGGAAAAUACCAGCUCAUCCAGAAGGUUCAGGCUCUUCAGAAGCGGCUGAUCGCUAAAACCCAGGAGCUCGAGGAACGGGAACUCCUAUUACAGGAAAAGGAGAAGCUCUAUGUGGAGCUGAAGCUGAUUCUGGCCCGCCGGCCGGGUCCAGAAGCGGCCGAGCAGCUCCAGCAGUGCCAGUGGACGAUCCGAGACCGGACCAGAAAGCUUAAGGCGCUGAUAGCGGAGCUGACGAUGCUCGACUCAAAGAUGAACGAGUACAAAAGUGAGAACCAAAGACUGGCCAACGAGCUGGCGAACGUUAAGAAGAAGUACCUGAGUCAGAAGAAGCUCCACAGUGAGCAGAGAACCCGGACGAAGCUGGAGCAGCUGGGUCCUCUGCCCCAGCUGGGCAGCAGGCCCCACUUUACAGGCGGAGGCUUCAGGAUCGACAACCCUGUCAGACCGCAGUGAGCACCACCAAAAAAGACGCUUCGAAUCCGAGCUUCUGGCCCCGUUUCUGCAUUUCCAAGUGAAAAAUUUCCUCUGCUGAGACCUCACGCUGAUACAAACAAAGCCUCUCAUCAUCUCAGUCCCCUAUUUAAACAAUAUAUUAGGUUUUUUAUGCCUCUGAUUAACUCAAUGUGUUUAAGGCGCAGACCAGAACCACUAAAAAUUGAAGGGAAAUUCGUAAAAAGAGAGUUAUUGAACCUCUGAUGCUGAUACUGAACACAAAAUCCAGUAUCGGUUUGCAAGUGAACUUCAAAAAGAAGCUUUAGGUUUCUGCUUUUUGGAAAUAUGGCAGAAUUUACUCAAUUUUUUGCUCAAACUUUUGCAUUUAAGUGCUGACGCUGUACUGUUUGUCACCUUUGGUUGCCUUCCUUUGAAAUGA